Tachysurus fulvidraco (yellow catfish) is the source of this 3664-nucleotide messenger RNA. RefSeq names its product ring finger protein 20, E3 ubiquitin protein ligase (gene rnf20). Bases 177 to 3191 code for a protein of 1004 amino acids. Gene Ontology annotation, molecular function: ubiquitin protein ligase activity; metal ion binding. The transcript has 22 exons. Gene Ontology annotation, cellular component: HULC complex; nucleus. NCBI's taxonomy places the organism in Eukaryota, Metazoa, Chordata, Actinopteri, Siluriformes, Bagridae. The record is from RefSeq and is a predicted model, not a curated record.
CUAAAAUAGCAUGGCGCUGAAUGUAAUAGCUACUAUUUAGCAUCGUAGUACACACACGCUUUCAGACGAAGACUUCCGUUUCCGGUUGCUUCCCCCCUCCUAAAUGUUCCGCAACAUCAACAUCUAGAAACUGAACACUUAAACGCACUAAAGCGAGGGACAGCCGGCGGUACAGGAUGUCUGCUCAGAAGCGGCCGUGCGAUCCCAACAGCUCCGCUGGUGCUCCUCCUGAGAAAAAGCGAGACAAAGAAGGAGGAGACGGAGGCGAGGGUCUCAGCACAGGGGCAAGCAAUGCUGUGGAGACGGUCAUCAAACUGGGGGGCGUGUCCAAUUCGGAGGAGCAGGAUAUUAAAGCACUGCAGAUGAAAAACAGAAAGUUGGGAGAGGCCUUGGACCAAAGACAGGUUAUAGAAGAUGAAUUGAGGGAACGAGUGGAAAGGCUUGAGACUCGCCAGGCUACCGAUGAUGCUAGCUUACUCAUCCUUAACAGAUACUGGAACCAGAUUGACGAAAACAUGAGGUUGAUCGCUCGCCGCUACGACCAGUCAGGAAGUCAGCCAGUGGACAGCCAACCUGGUGAGGGGCGGAGCCUAAAGCCAGGGACACCAGAGCCGGAUGGAGAUUCUAAUCAGGAGAGAGCAAAGGACAGAGGUCCACAAGGAGAGGGAACCAGCUCGUUUCUUGCCAUGUUGGCCAGUAGUAGCAGUGAGGAAAUGGAGGCAGAGCUAAAGGAGAGGGUGGAGUCCAGCUGUAAACAGGCCAGUUGUGUGAUCGAGAUCUGUGAGAGCUUAAAGAUCACCGUAGAUCAACUUAAGAAGGACCUUAGUGCUGACUCAGAUGGUAAACUCUUGGAAAUCGCUGCUCGCCUCAACACCUUACUGGCCAACGAGAACGAACGUCUCCGUCAGCUGACAGAUGACCUCAAACUAAAACAUAGUCAUAUGACCAGUGAGUCUCGAUCCCUGGCACGUGCUGCUAGUCGUGCCGAUAACAGAAUAAGCGAACUGCAGGUGUCGAUAGAGGAACUGCAGUGGGACACAGAGAAGAUCCGUCGCAGGGAAAACCGUCUCAACACACAUCUAGGGGAGGUGCUUGAGAGGCUAAAUAGUAAAGGCUAUAAAGUAUGUGGUGAGGCCAGUAGUGUGUGUGGGACCAUCACCAUCAACAAGAUAAAGUUUGAGGAGAUGAACAGUGAGCUGGAGGAGAACAGGGACUUAGCAGAGAACCGACUUAGCGAGCUGCAGAAACUACAGCAGGACCUGCAGACAGUUGUCCAGGAGAACAACAACAUGAAGAUGGAGCUCACGUGCAGGGCGGAGGGGGUGGUGAGAGAGACAGCAGAGUAUCGGUGUCUACAGUCUCAGUUCUCUGUGCUUUAUAACGAAUCUCUAGUACUGAAGGCCCAGCUGGAUGAGACCAGAGCUCGGCUGAACACUACCAGAGCUGCUCGUCUUCGCCAGCUCGACCACAUGGAGAAUGAUGAAGUUUCUCUGCAGCGCAAAGUCCGUACCGAAGUGAUUCAGCUGGAGGACACGCUGGCUCAGGUCCGCAAGGAGUACGAGAUGCUGAGGAUUGAGUUUGAGCAAACGCUCGCUGCCAACGAACAAGCAGGCCCAAUAAAUCGUGAGAUGCGCCACCUUAUCAGCACGUUACAGACACAUAACCAGCAGAUGAAGGGAGAGGUGGUCAAAUUCAAGCUCAGACUUCGAGAGGCCCAGCAAGAGCUGAACCAGCUACGUGCCGCAAAGGGUAACCCGGCCGUACAAUCACAAUCAAGCACAGAGAUGGAAAUAAAAGAAGAACCUGCGUCUGUGUUAACGUCCGCCACGUCUGACAUCUCGAUGAAAUCAGGGUCAGAUAACGAUUCAGCAACCCCCUCUACCACUGGAGUGUCGGUUAAGACUGAGCCAGGAAGUGAAUCUGAAAGCACAGUGAAAGAAGAAGAGAAGGAGAAAGACAAGGAAAAAGAGAAGGAUGAGAAGAAAGAGAAAGAUCAGAAAGACAGAGACAGGGUAACUCGUGUGAGCGUAAAGGAGGAAAAGGAGAAAGCGGGUACUAGUAGCAGUCAAUCAGACGACACACCGAAUGAACGCUGCGCUGCGAUCGGAGGGCCAAAGAGAAAAGAAGUGGAGCAACUGAAAAUUGUCCGAGUGGAUCUCAAGAAGGCCCAGGAGUCUCAGAGAGAGAUGAAACUCUUACUGGACAUGUAUCGCUCUGCCCCAAAAGAACAGAGGGACAAAGUGCAACUGAUGGCUGCAGAGAAAAAGCUGAAAUCUGAGGCAGAGGAACUACGUCAACGCCUGCGGGAUCUGGAGGAGCGGGAGAGGAGGGAAGGGAAGAAGAUGGCUGACGAGGAAGCUUUAAGAAAGAUCCGCUUAGUAGAGGAACAGAUCGACGUCCUCAACAAGAAACUCUCCCUUGCCAAGCAGGAGGAGGACGCGUUGCUGAGUGAGAUGGACGUCACCGGACAGGCCUUUGAGGACAUGCAGGAACAGAACAUUCGCUUGAUGCAGCAGCUCCGUGAGAAGGACGAUGCUAACUUCAAGCUAAUGAGCGAGCGCAUUAAAUCCAACCAGAUUCACAAGCUUCUGAAAGAAGAAAAAGAAGAGCUGGCUGAUCAGUUGCUCACACUGAAAACACAGGUGGACGCUCAGCUGCAGGUUGUGAGGAAACUGGAAGAGAAAGAGCGCCUCCUGCAGGGUACUAUUAGUGCUGCAGAGAGAGAGCUGUCUCUGCGCACACAAGCCCUGGACAUGAACAAACGAAAGGCCCAAGAGUCUGCACUGCUAUCGGAGGAGAUGCGUUCUCAGCUGGAAGAAGUGCAGCAGAGACUGAAAGAUGUUCGUGAGGAGGUGAUCGAGAACAGCAUCUCCAGAGAGAAAGAGUCCUUCAAUGCUCGCCGUGCACAGGAGGACAUAUCUAAAUUGCGCAGGAAGAUUGAGAACGUCAAGAAACCUGCUGAGAGCACCCGCAAUGGUGAUGAGAUACUUAAUGCGGAAAUUAACGAAUACAAGGCCCGGUUGACAUGUCCAUGCUGCAACUCUCGUGUAAAGGAUGCCGUGCUGACAAAGUGCUUCCAUGUAUUCUGCUUCGAGUGCGUGAAGACGCGUUACGAUACACGUCAGAGGAAGUGCCCAAAGUGCAACGCUGCCUUUGGUGCCAACGAUUUUCACCGAAUCUACAUCGGAUAGGCUGGCGACCGAAUGGUCCGUCGUGCCCGCGACUUAUCCGAGCUGAUCGUUAGAUGUAGAUGGAUUUGCUGUGAAGUGCUCUGUUGUCUGUUAACUCCAGCCACCAUCAGCUGAAACUCCACAUUCCUCCAUAUUUCCUUGGUUAGCAGUUGACUCUGAAGCCAGCUAUUUAAGUUUAAAAAGGACAGACCUGGCAUGGUAUCUCUCACCUGUCACGACCGAUCAGCUCGGACCCGAGCUGCUGCUUGUAUUCUGGAAGCUUGCUCUCCAUUCCACUUCAGUCGAAUUUGCUCCACCACAAUAAUGACAUCAGUGAUAAGCUAGAGACGUCCUUUGAGAAAGAACUGCCUGAUGAUCUGCAGUCUUCUAGACUGAUAAUUGGUGUUGUUUUUUGUACUUUUUUUUUUAUUUUGAAAACUGCCUAGUUAUGAUGGCUGAUCAUUUGCAAUUCAUUAAAUUGCUGUUCAACUGUG